AUGGCUACCGAAGACGCCGCCACUGUUGAGAGCGCUGAUCCGCAAAUCAGCUUCAAAGUCAAGACGUCCAGCGAUGGCCUGCAUAGCAUUACGAUGCCAGAGACCGCAACCGUCCUCGAUCUGAAGACGAAGCUGUCAGGAGGAGAAUUUGAGAACGUAUCAGUAGACAGAAUGCGCUUGAUCUACUCCGGUAGAGUCAUGAAAGACCCCGAACAACUCAGCACAUACAAGAUCAAGGCGGGCAACACAAUACACAUGGUGAAGAGCGCGCAAUCAAAUGCUGCACAAAAUCCCCCAAGUGCAAGCGCUGGUACUGGCUCAGCUGCCCGAGCUGCUCCAGGAGUACCUACCAAUAUGGCUGCUGGAACCGCCAACAACCCUCUUGCUGGUUUGACGGGAGCUAGAUACGCUGGACACAUGGGACUACCAGGAAUGGACAUGUUUGGUGCGGACGGUGGAAUGGGAGCCCCUCCAAACGAAGACCAAGUUGCCGCUAUGCUCGAUGACCCCAACAUCCAACAAACCAUGAACGAAGCCCUCCAAAAUCCGCAGAUGGUCGAUAUGAUGAUAAACUCAAUCCCACACCUACGAAAUGAUCCUAAUGCCCGAGCAAUGUUCAAUAACCCUGAAUUCAGACGUAUGUUGACGAAUCCAGCGGCUCUUCGACAGGCUGGAGAGAUGAGAAGAAGAAUGCAACAAGCAGGAAUGGGCAGUUUCCCAGCUCCAGGAGCUACAGACACUACACCGACUGGUGCGGCCAGCAGUAACCCCAACCCAAGUCAAGCACCGUUUAAUCCCUUUGCUGCACCUGCAGGAUUCGGAGCUGGAGCAGAAGCUGGCAACAACCCAUUUGCAAGCCUCUUCGGUGCACCAGGCCAGACACCUGCUCAAACACCUCCACCCCCUGGAUCUGCAGGACAACAAACACCACAAUCGCCACCAACAGCCGAUCCCAAUGCCGCCAAUCCAUUCGCCUCUCUCUUCGCAGGUGCAGGAGCUGCUGGUCAGAAUCCGUUCGGUCAGAUGCCUCCAAUGACUCCAGAGAUGAUGCAACAAGCCAUGCAGAUGCUCCAGAAUGGUGGAAUGGGAAACAUGUUUGGCGGUGGAAACCAAUGGGGUGCAGGAGGUGCCGCAAGUCCGCCACCACCUGCCGAUACAAGACCUCCCGAGGAGAUGUACGCGGAUCAAUUGAGACAGCUAAAUGAUAUGGGUUUCUUUGACUUUGAUCGUAAUGUUGCCGCCUUAAGACGAAGUGGGGGAAGUGUCCAGGGUGCAAUCGAGCAACUUCUCAGCUGA
This is a messenger RNA of Cadophora gregata, 1296 nucleotides long. RefSeq lists its product as uncharacterized. The transcript is spliced from 3 exons. Gene Ontology annotation, cellular component: cytosol. Gene Ontology annotation, biological process: ubiquitin-dependent protein catabolic process. Gene Ontology annotation, molecular function: polyubiquitin modification-dependent protein binding. NCBI's taxonomy places the organism in Eukaryota, Fungi, Ascomycota, Leotiomycetes, Helotiales, Ploettnerulaceae. The record is from RefSeq and is a predicted model, not a curated record. Bases 1 to 1296 code for a protein of 431 amino acids.